Messenger RNA from Rotaria sp. Silwood2, 714 nucleotides. Lineage: Eukaryota; Metazoa; Rotifera; Eurotatoria; Philodinida; Philodinidae. The record is from the annotation of a GenBank genome assembly.
AUGUCUAUUCGUUCUACACGUGCUGCUAAACAAGCUUUAUUUAUUAACGGAAUCGGUUCUGGACUUAUUGUAUUUUUUUCGGGUUUUAUCGGAGUUAUCAUAUAUGCAUAUUAUGUCGAUUGUGAUCCGUAUACGAGUAAACAAAUUCAAGACAUCGAUCAAAUUCUUCCAUAUUUUGUGAUGGAUGUAUUAAGUGAUAAGAAAGGUUUGCCUGGUGUAUUUCUUGCUUGUAUUUUUUCCGGUUCACUGUCGACAAUUUCAUCGGGAUUGAAUAGUUUAUCAGCAGUAAUAAUCGAAGAUGUUUACAAAAGAUUGAUUGGUCGACAAAUGACUGAUCAACGGCAAGGUUUUAUUUCGAAAAUAUUGUCUGUCAUACUCGGAAUUGUUGUCAUGUUACUUACCUAUGUAGUCAGCUAUUUUGAUUCAAUACUUAAUGCUACUCUCUCUCUAUUCGGUGUCAUAGAGGGUCCGAUUAUGGGUGUCUUUGUUUUGGGUCUCUUUUUUCCACGAGCAAAUCGACGAGGCGCACUUAUCGGAUUUGUCACAGGUCUAGCCUUCCUAUUAUGGAUCUUUUUGGGUGCUCAAAUAACAAAAAAACAGAUGAAAAAUGUCAGUUUAUCAUUGUCGAUAGCCAAUUGUUCUGAAACAAUAAGUAAUACAUCAACGAAUUGGACAACAACAACAACAGUAGCGAUGCACACAUCUUUGAAGUAA